UCCCGUGCCGGUGCCGCCCGUUCCCGGCGAGGCGGAGCGGGACAGCUUCGGCAGACGGCACAGCAGCAUGUGGCUGUACGCAGCGCUCUUCCUCCUCGUCCUCCUCCUCUCCGUCUUCGUCCUUCUCGUCCGGGUCCUGCUGGACUCGGGGAGGGGACCCAGCCCCUUCGCCACCGAUGCCCGCCGCCCGCCCGCCCCGCUCGUCACCGACAAAGCUUUCCGCAGGACCGUGGUCAAGACAGCUUUCUCAGCAGACAAAGUGCCCGCGGGGCUGGACGCCAUCGUGAUCGGCAGCGGCAUCGGGGGGCUGGCGGCCGCCACGCUGCUGGCCAAGGUGGGCAGGAAGGUGCUGGUGCUGGAGCAGCACGGGAAGCUGGGGGGCUGCUGCCACACCUUCACCGAGAAGGGCUUCGAGUUCGACACCGGGAUCCACUACGUGGGGCAGAUGCAGGAGGGCUCUCUGGCUCGCCUGAUGCUGGACCAGCUGACGGAGGGGCAGCUGGAGUGGAGCCGGCUGCCGGCCGCCCACGACGCCGUGGUGCUGGGGGAGCCCGGGGCCGGUGCCCGAACGUUCCGCAUCCAUUCCGGGCAUCAGGAAUUUUUCCGGUCCCUGAAGGAGCAGUUUCCCGGGGAGGGAGCGGCAAUCGAUGAGUUCGAGCGGCUGGUGAAGGGCGUGGACAGGGGCAUGCUGCUCUUUGGCCUCCUGAAGCUGCUGCCCAGGGCUCUGGCCAGGCUGCUGUGCUGCUCGGGGCUCCUGCCCUGGCUCUUCUCCUUCUGCCAGCUGGCCCCACGCACCCUGAAGGAUGUGGUGGAUGGACUCACACCCAACCCUGAGCUCAGAGCUGUCCUCAGCUACCUCUUCCCCACCUACGGGGUGAUCCCCUCCAGGGCCAGCUUCACCAUGCACAGCAUCCUGGUCAACCACUUCCUUGAUGGUGCCUGGUACCCCAAGGGGGGCGCUGGGGAAAUCCCCUUCCACCUGGUCCCUGUCAUCCGGAGGAGCGGAGGCAACGUGCUGGGGAAGGCACCGGUGGAGAAGAUCCUGCUGGACUCCCAGGGCAGAGCUUGUGGUGUGAGUGUCAGGAAAGGCCAGGACCUGGUGAACAUCUUUGCUCCUCUGAUCAUUUCGGAUGCUGGCAUCUUCAACACCUACGAGCGGCUCCUGCCCGCAGAGGCUCAGGCACUGCCAGGGAUCCAGGCUCAGCUGGGCAGGGCUGUGCACGGCGCAGGAGGCUUCACCGUCUUCGUGGGCGUCCGAGGCUCGGCCGAGGAGCUGGGGCUGCAGCCCACCAACUACUUCGUGUACCCGGACAGCGACCUGGACGCGAUCGCCCAGCGCUACCUGGCUGCCCCCCGGGAGGAGGCUGCCAGGAGCAUCCCUCUGCUCUUCGUCACCUGCCCCUCGGCCAAGGACCCCACCUGGGAGAGCAGGCACCCAGGCAAAUCCACCUUGGCCAUAGUGACCUUCGCCAGGUACGAGUGGUUUGAGGAGUGGAAGGACAAACAGGUCCACAAGAGGGGAGAUGAUUAUGAGGACCUGAAGAAGAGCUUCCUGGACAGUGUCAUGAGUACUGUCUUCAAGCUCUACCCUCGCAUCGAGGACAGGAUAGAGUACAUCUCCAGUGGGACUCCCCUCACCAACCAGCACUACAUUGGCAGCCCCAGGGGUGAGUUCUAUGGCAUUGACCACAACGUGGAGCGCCUGCAAGCCGAGGCCAUCGCUGCCAUCCGCCCACAGACAGCUGUCCCCAACCUCUUCCUGACAGGGCAGGAUCUGUGCCUGGGUGGCUUCAUGGGAGCCCUGCAGGGAGCUGUCAUCUGUGCCAGCGCCGUCCUGCAGCGCAACCUCUACGUGGACCUGGUGAGGCUCAGCAAGAGCCUGCAGGCCUCCAGUGCCAAGAAGGUGGCCUGAGGCUGCUGCCCCACGGGCAG
Dryobates pubescens (Downy woodpecker) is the source of this 1932-nucleotide messenger RNA. RefSeq names its product retinol saturase (gene RETSAT). Gene Ontology annotation, molecular function: oxidoreductase activity. The record is from RefSeq and is a predicted model, not a curated record. NCBI's taxonomy places the organism in Eukaryota, Metazoa, Chordata, Aves, Piciformes, Picidae. Bases 68 to 1912 code for a protein of 614 amino acids. The transcript is spliced from 11 exons.